CUUGGGGUGUUGUGAAUUUGUGCAGACAAGAAAGCUUGAGUGGGAGUUGUCGGACCGAUUUGCUGUGUGUUUUGUCUGUCGAUUGGCACCGAUUUCCAACGCGCCAGCCGCAGCUAUGCCCGGGAUAGAGAAGCUGCCGAUAGAGGAGACGCUGGAGGACAGUCCGCAGACCCGCUCUCUGCUGGGAGUGUUUGAGGAGGACACUGCAGCCAUCUCCAACUACUGUACACAGCUCUAUCAGGCUAUGCAGAGGAUUUAUGAUGCACAGAAUGAACUCAGUGCUGCAACACACCUGACCUCCAGACUGCUGAAGGAGUACGACAAACAGCGUUUUCCUCUGGGGGGUGACGAUGAGGUGAUGAGCUCCACCCUGCAGCAGUUUGCAAAAGUCAUUGAUGAGUUGAGUUCCUGUCAUGCUGUCUUGUCCACCCAGCUUGCAGAUGCCAUGAUGUUUCCCAUCACUCAGUUUAAAGAAAGAGACCUGAAGGAGAUCCUCACCCUGAAAGAAGUCUUCCAGAUUGCCAGUGAUGAUCAUGACACAGCCAUUAAUCGAUACAGCCGCCUGUCCAAGAAGAGGGACAACGACAAGGUCCGGGCGGAAGCAGUGGAGGACGUCUACACCUCCCGCAAGAAACAGCACCAGACCAUGAUGCACUACUUCUGCUCACUUAACACACUACAGUACAAGAAGAAGACCGCUCUGCUGGAGCCUCUGCUGGGCUACAUGCAGGCCCAGAUCAGCUUCUUUAAGCUGGGAUCGGAAAAUCUUACCCAGCAGUGGGAGGACUUCCUGGGAACCAUAGGAACCAGCGUUCAGAAUGUCCGUCGGGAGAUGGAGGAGGAGGUGGGGCAGAUGCAGCAGACCAUCCAGCAGAUGGAGAGGUCAUGUGACUCGUUCUAUGCACCGUGUGACCCUGACCCCGCCCACUCACCCGUCUGUCGCAACCUGACCAGGAAACAGGGCUACCUGUACAUCCGCAAUAAGACUGGUCUGGUGUCGUCGUCCUGGGAGCGUCAGUACUUCUUCACGCAGGGCGGUAACCUGAUGCAGCAGGGCCGAGGCGAGGUGGCGGGUGGGCUGGUCACGGACCUCGACAACUGCUCCGUCAUGGCGGUCGACAGUGACGACCGCCGCUUCUGCUUCCAGGUCACAUCCUUCGAUGGCAAGAAAGUGGUGACACUACAGGCGGAGAGCAGGAAGGACUGCGAGGAGUGGAUCUCAACUAUAAACAACAUCUCCAAGAGGAUCUACCUGAGUGAGAACGCAGAGGAGCUUGCAGCCAGAGUGAACCAAUCAGCUAUUGAAGCUGUGACGCCAUCACCGUCCUUCCAGCAGAGACACGAGAGCAUGAGACCCAGCAGUAAGGGGCGUGCGGGCCGAGCGAGCAGUAUUAGCUCCGUGGGGUCGGAGCCAUCGCCUGCUCUUUCUGUGCUCUCGUUGGACGCACUGGUUGCCCCGGAAACACCCAUCCAGUUUGACAUCAUUUCCCCCGUCAGCGAGGAAAACUCAGGACAGAGCAAGACGGCAGCACAGUCCGGCAGAAGGAGUAAUCCAUUUGGAGAGUCAGGAGACAGCACAUCAGAAGACAGUGAAGACUCGAUCCUCCACCAGCUCUUCAUCGUUCGCUUCCUGGGCUCCAUGGAGGUGAGGACUGCCGAGUCGGCGGACGUCAUCUCUGAGACCAUGAGACAGAUCCUGGCCGCCAGAGCCAUCCACAACAUCUUCAGGAUGACCGAGUCCCACCUGCUGGUCACCUGUGACUGCCUCAAGCUUAUUGAUCCUCAGACACAAGUCACUCGACUCAGGUUCCCUCUGUCCAGUGUGGUUCAGUGUUCGUCCCAUCAGGACAACAAGAGGCUGUUUGGUUUCGUUUUGCAGUCAGCCAGCGGGCGGGGUGACAGCCGAGCCGUCUGCUACAUUUUUGAGUCCAACAACGACGGAGAGAAGAUCUGUGACAGUAUCGGUCUGGCCAAGCAGAUAGCCUUCCACUCUGAGAUGGACCGUAAGGCGGUGGAGAAGAGGAAGGAGCAGGACAAGGCCAAAGAGAAGCAGCAGGAGGAACUCAGCAAACAGAGACAGAUAGAGAAGGAUCUGGAGGAGCAGAGCCGUUUGAUCGCCGCCUCGAGCCGUCCUGCCAACCCGCCUGCCUCUGAGGGGCAGUUCCUAGUCCUUAGCAACAGCCAAUCAGAGGACAGCGACGCCGGGGAAGAGGGGAAGAAGAGGGGCGAGUCUGAGGCCUAACGACACGCAGAGGAUGCAUGUUUCACCUCCCAGGCAAGUCCCCAGCCGGUACUGUCCAAGCCACGGGCUCAGGAGUCAGAGGAGGGGAACACCACCUGCCCACCCGGGCUGCCUGGGACUGGAAAACAUGUGCUCCUUCUCUACUGGACUCUGUUUUAAGUUUGCGGUGGAGCCUGUCACUCUGAAAACGGAGGAUAAACUAAACGCACCCUCGCUAUGAGAGGAGGAGGAGAGUAGGCGAGGAAAGGUCUCGCCAGGGACUGGUGUUUUAUUGUGUGUGUAAAAACGCUGCUUUUUAUACCGGCUCCGCUAUCCAGAAAAAGACAAAAAAAAUUAUAGAUUAACCUGUAAGUUUCUGUUUUAUAUGUUUAUUUUAUAAAAAAAAAAAAAGAGCUAAGAAGAAUGAGAGAGGAUUUAAAGCAGAACAACAUGUGAGAAAUAAUGAGCAAGGAUCUGAAGGAGACACCUGAGAAAACACGGGAGGCAGAUUUGGGGACAGCGCCAGUGUCGGCUCUCACUUUGGCCACUAGGGGAUCCCAAAGGGCAACAGGACACCUCGGCUGUUUUCUCUUUCAGUGUUGGGAGUAAAACAUAUGACGUGAGAAGAGAAGAAGAAAGACAGAGAGAGCAGGGAAUCUUAUUUUGAAGAGUCCUUCCUGUUGUGGUGCGUUCAUCUGCUUUUUCUUUUUUUUUUUUUUUUUUUUUAACAUCCUCUCCCUUACAGUCACUGGUUUUCAUUCAUUUCACUGCAGGAUGAAACAUUCCCUUUCAGAGUCUUGAAUCUUGCCGAAUCAUCAUCAUCACAGUAGAGCUUUAACGAUUAGUCAAUUAAUCCAUUAAUUGAUCAAAAGGAAUUGGCAACUAUUUUAAUAAUAACCGAUAAUAACAAACCACAGAUGUAACACGUUUCACCCUCUCAGUCGUGAGAAUUAGUCGAGUUUCCUCAUCUCACGUUGUAGUAAAUUGAAUAAUUGGUUUGUAGUUUUCACCAAAUACUUAAUCGCAGACAAGCAUUUAUUGUGAAUUACACAACUCAAGCUUUGAGUCUUACGUCUCCGCGAGUUGAUUUUCAUAUAUCGGCGCGUGGAAGGUGAAGAGAAACAUAUCAGCGUAGGUUUGGUCUAAAGAAAAUAAAACUAAAAUUAGGCUAAGUUUGGUUGAAAAGAAUGUUUUUGCUCCUUCAGUAUAAAUGCCAAAAUACAUUGUUUGUCAAUGCCUUCCAAAUCGACGCAUAUUAGUGCUACUCAUACACCGUUACUGACAGUGAUCAUUCGUCGGUGCCUUGUAAAACGGUUAAAAAUCACGAAAACGAUUCACGUGCCUGCUUCACCAUCCGCCGCCUCCACGGUUAAACUUUGGUUAAAUUCAGGAAUCACUGCAGCAGGAAAAAGCAAACAUUGGUCAUUUUGGGCAUUUCCUGUUUUUCUCCACAGUACAUUCAGUAUAACUGUAGUUUCAAUAUGUUGUAUUGAUCUGUGUCACAGUUAAAUAUAAUAAUUAACCAUUUAAAGAGGCGGUGGUUCUGCCUGUCACUCGGUGCAUACUAAUGUUGUGCAGCCAAACGUUCAGGUCCACAGAAGAUCAUUUUCAAUUCCCAAAGUUUUCAAUAAUACCAAACAUGUUUCACUGAAAUGUGUUCAAAGUGAUGCAAAAUCAGAAUGGUGUAUUU
Molecule: messenger RNA, 3911 nt
Organism: Toxotes jaculatrix (banded archerfish)
Lineage: Eukaryota; Metazoa; Chordata; Actinopteri; Toxotidae
Gene: appl1
Product: adaptor protein, phosphotyrosine interaction, PH domain and leucine zipper containing 1
Exons: 22
Coding region: 116-2242 (708 amino acids)
Biological process (GO): signaling
Cellular component (GO): cytoplasm; endosome membrane
Molecular function (GO): protein binding
Source: RefSeq, a predicted model, not a curated record